Molecule: messenger RNA, 1686 nt
Organism: Klebsormidium nitens
Lineage: Eukaryota; Viridiplantae; Streptophyta; Klebsormidiophyceae; Klebsormidiales; Klebsormidiaceae
Source: the annotation of a GenBank genome assembly
AGCUCUUGAGCCUCAGGCUUCGAUCCCCUUUGCAGCAGCAAAUGCUGUUCAGAGAGGGUCACUCUUCAGACUCUUCUUCAUGCUAGGGAGGUACCGGCCUUCGCUAAGUACACUUUGCACUCUGCAUCACAUCAGAACGUCCUGUUUCAGCGUCAGCAUUGCGGCGGACCAGCCCAUCGUGUAUGCUGUUUUCGCUGUCCAGGAUUGACCCAAGGCACACUCCACAUUCCCGACCGGCAUGGCGCAUUCUUGUGCAAAAGCAGUGGCUGGGCAGCUCGGACCACUUUCCUUAACACUCAAGCCACAGCUAGGGCCAGCACGGUCUGGGCGCCCGUCUACCGCAGUUCCUGGACCACAUGUGCCACUAAGAAAGCCAACUCCGGGAUACAGGUGGAAAUGCUCGGUGCACCAACAUGCCUCGGAGAGUGCGUGUGAGGAACGACAUUUGGGCUCAAGUUCAAUGAAGGGGCCUCUGCAAGCUAUGGAACAGUCUGGCGCUCCUGCCCGCCCCCUGUGGCUGCGAGCGGUCCCCUUGGCGGUGAUCGGCGCGUGCUGCUUGUGUGCGGGCGCCGCCUACGCGGUCAUGCCCCCACAGGAUUGCGCAGCCCUGCUGCCAGCAGAGGAGGCGCUCGACGAAGCAUUUGGCAUCGAUGCCAAUGCCAACACGGUGGUGCUGGUUGCCAGUGUACUUGAGGCGGUUGCACUGAUUGGGGCGGUGGUGGGAGGCGUGAGUGCUCGGAACCGCAAGGAGGAGACGGACCGGCUGAACCAGCAGCUGCGGCAGAUCAACCUGCAGCUGCGCCGGCAGGCGCGCGUGGAGAGCUACGCGCCGGGCCUCUCGUACGCGCCCGUCAGCGUGGUCAGCGGCAACGCGCUGGUGGCCGACCCGGCGCCCGUGAACGGGGUAUCGCACGAGCAGGCGGAUCUGCUGAAGCGGCUCAAGACGGGCAAGAAGUGGCUGCGCGAGCAGCGGCCCGCGCUGGCGCUCGAGGAGUUCAAAAUCGCACUGGCCCUGGCGCGCCAGUCGCAGGACGCCAACUGCGAGAAGAAGGCGGCCAGGGGCCUCGGUGCCUCCUGUCAACGCUUAGGUCGGUACAAAGAAGCUAUUGGGUAUCACGAGAUCGUUUUGAAGACGUCGGAGCGAGCGGGAGACACGUCUGGGGACUCGGAAGCAUACGGAGCGAUUGCUGAUUGCUACACGGAACUCGGGGAUCUUGAAAAGGCAGGAAAGUAUUACGACCAGUACAUUUCAAGACUACAAACUACCGAGAGUGUUGAUCUAGACAUUUGAGGCCCCUUUUGUGAAGCAGCGGGUACAGCUGGUUGGCGAUCUCUGCUUAAAACUGAUGAUUGUUUUGUGGGUCAAGUGGUAACAGUGAGUUUAGGUUCGCGACUAAUACCAAUCGUCGUUGACUGGUAAGCAUUGAGUGCACGCCGACUAGCUCACCAUGCAAAUUGUGGUGGAUGCGCUCAAGAGUACUGCUGAAGUCGCUCAAACAUGUCCCAUCGAACAUCUUCGGUGUGGAUGCUACUAUUCACUACCGAUCCACUCAUUGUUCGAUUGUCCGGCGAACAAUUCAGAUUGCAAGAUGACAUCGAUCGCCCAUUAGGCAGCCGAAUCUAUAUAUCUCCACUUCAAGCACUGCGGCAGGUUCGGAUGCAGGAUCGCGUCUAGUAACAGUGUCA